Verticillium nonalfalfae is the source of this 576-nucleotide messenger RNA. RefSeq lists its product as uncharacterized. Lineage: Eukaryota; Fungi; Ascomycota; Sordariomycetes; Glomerellales; Plectosphaerellaceae. Gene Ontology annotation, biological process: fungal-type cell wall organization. The coding region runs from base 1 to 576 and encodes 191 amino acids. Gene Ontology annotation, cellular component: fungal-type cell wall. The record is from RefSeq and is a predicted model, not a curated record. Gene Ontology annotation, molecular function: structural constituent of cell wall. The transcript has 3 exons.
AUGAGAUUCACUCAGGUCCUCGCCCCCGUUGCUGGGCUCUUUUCCCUGGCCAGCGCUGCUGCCUACGGCGCGGAGGGCAUCGCAUACACGACUGUCGUCACGACCGCCUACGAGACGUACUGCCCGCUGCCCACCACCUUCGGCUACAAGAACGUCACUUACACCGUCACUGAGCCCAAGACGGUCACCAUCUCCAACUGCCCCUGCACCAUCAUCGAGACGCACCCUGCCCCCAUCACCAGCACCAGCGUCUGGUGCCCUACGCCCUCUCACCCUGCUGGUAACCACACCAUCUACCCUCCCCCAAAGACCACGACCUCGAUCUACACGAUCGUGCCUCCUCCUCAGACGCACAUCAGCGGCGUCACCCCCGUCACUAGCAAGCCGCCCGCCACCAGCAAGCCUCUCGUCACCCCCGUCAUCAGCCACCCCACCGCCGUCCCUGUGCCGCCCACCGUCGUUCCCGUGCCGCCCACCACCACGGGACCUGCUCAGGUCCCUGAGGCCGCUGCCGGCAAGAUGGGCGUCAGCUUCGGCGGUGCUGUCGUCGCUGGUGUUCUUGCCUUCUUCCUGUAA